Dibothriocephalus latus is the source of this 907-nucleotide messenger RNA. The record is from the annotation of a GenBank genome assembly. NCBI's taxonomy places the organism in Eukaryota, Metazoa, Platyhelminthes, Cestoda, Diphyllobothriidea, Diphyllobothriidae.
UGAGAAGGCCCGUUGGCUUGUCAAUGUUCAGUGGAAUAUGCGGGGUCUGGACGUCCACAUGGACCACAAUAUUGGCCGACGUCUCAAGUCCCUCUUCGUCACGCUCACCUCAAUGGCCGGUUACGACGGUCGGGCUCCGUACGCGCAGACCUCCACAGAGGAGGAGACGACGAUGGUGGCACCGACCGCAGCAGAAGCCGCAACAGCUGCUGGAGAGACAUCUUCGGACGCACACUGCCGGCACUCGUCGGCUUCGCACUCCGCGAUACAUUCACACAGAUCAAGCGCCUUUGGGGCGGUCUCCAUGGAUCGCCUCUACUUGGACGAUAAGGGCGAAUUUCCGGACGGUAGUCUCUGUUAUCACUUUUUUCGAAUAAACAGAGCUCGUGCUCUCUUGGAUGUACUAAAAGUAAUGCCAUUUGAUAUUUCUCGCGGCUCCAGGCAGGACUGUCGUUACUUUGAUGUUCUUCUUCUCUCUCCCCCCUCUAGACAACACAGUGGUGACCUACAGACUGCCGAGGCACAGAGACACAAGUUAGAGGCGCAGUACUGUAGCUCCUACAAGCGCAUGAAGUGGGACAAUCUUCGCAAGCGAACAAGUGUACUGGGUAUCCCCUCCGGCCGGUUGCGUCGUUCGGGUUCUCUGAUUGCCAGUUCGAAAGAACACUCCAAACGGUCGGAUCCUUCGCAAAUGGGGUCUUCUGUAAGAGCCCCAGCCUCGAUUUCUCAGCUGCCAGGCCCCAGUUUCCCCGCUUCUUUGCAUUCUGCGGCUGACACCUCCGAAUCCCCUACCCUCUUCGAUCCAAUCGACGAGACCAAUGUCCACGCCACUGCCUCCAACACCGGCUCUGUUUACUGCGACGCCGUGGAAAUGACACCAGGUAGCGCCUGGGGCCCUGAAUUCGAC